Papaver somniferum (opium poppy) is the source of this 3041-nucleotide messenger RNA. RefSeq lists its product as uncharacterized. The record is from RefSeq and is a predicted model, not a curated record. The transcript has 12 exons. Lineage: Eukaryota; Viridiplantae; Streptophyta; Magnoliopsida; Ranunculales; Papaveraceae. Bases 141 to 2816 code for a protein of 891 amino acids. Gene Ontology annotation, molecular function: hydrolase activity, hydrolyzing N-glycosyl compounds.
GCCAUACUCAGACUCUCAGUUACGGGUUUUGGAUACUUUCCGUUUUCUUCAAUCAUUUAGAUUAGCUUUAUAAGUGUGGAAAAAUUAUUAGGUAUGCAUAUGCAAUCGAGCUUGAUUCAACAAAAGCAGAGAUACAAAAAAUGAGAUUACAUAGAGUUUUUGUUUGGUUUCUGUUAAUUUCAGUAAUUGGACUAGAAAUUUCAGAGAUUGAAGCUUUGCCUAAGAGGAUUCUAGUAGACACUGAUGUUGUUACUGAUGAUAUCUUUGCUCUUUUAUAUCUAUUGAAGUUGAAUAGAUCACUGAUUGACUUGAAGGCAGUUACUAUCAGUACUAAUACAUGGACAGAUGGUGGGCAUUCAGUGAAUCAAGUGUAUGAUAUUCUUUACAUGAUGGACCGUGAUGAUAUUCCGGUUGGAGUUGGAGGUGAAGGUGUGAUAUUACCAAAUGGUACUAUACUCCCUGAUGUUGGCGGAUAUCUUCCUUUAAUCGAUCAGGGCAUAUCAACAUUUGGGGAUUGUAGGUACAGACAAGCUAUUCCUCUAGUACUUGGAGGACGGUUGGAUACUGAUACAAAUUACGGCUUACGAAGGGGUUUCCUUCCACAGGGAUUCAGGAAGUAUUCUCCUCUUCACCAGCCUACUACACAACAAGUGAUGAUUGAUACGAUCUCCAAGGGUCCCACUACUAUAUUUCUCAUCGGAACACAUACAAACUUUGCUAUUUUUCUUAUGAGCAAUCCCCAGUUGAAGAAAAAUAUUGAGCACAUUUACGUUAUGGGUGGUGGUGUGAGGUCAAAAAAUCCAACUGGUUGUUGCCCUAAGAACGCCAGCUCUUCCUGCAAGCCUCAACAGUGUGGCUACCCUGGAAAUUUGUAUACAGGCUACACUAGCAAUCCAUAUGCCGAGUUUAAUAUUUUUGGAGAUCCUUUUGCUGCAUACCAGGUUUUCCAUUCUGGCAUUCCAGUUACCCUCGUGCCUUUGGAUGCAACAAACACUAUCCCCAUAAAUGAGAAAUUCUUCGACUCAUUUGAGCAUAAUCAGCAUACAUAUGAGGCACAAUAUGCAUUCCAGUCAUUGAAGAUUAAUCGUGAUACAUGGUUCGAUGAUCAGUUCUAUACGAGCUAUUUCAUGUGGGACUCAUUUACAUCUGGGAUAGCAUCAUCAAUCAUGCACAACUCUAAUGCCAAUGGAGAGAAUGAAUUUGCUGAGAUGGAAUAUAUGAAUGUAACUGUAGUUACUUCAAAUGCACCAUAUGGCAUAUCUGAUGGCUCAAAUCCACUCUUUUCUGGUCGUGCAACUCCAAAAUUUGAUCUACAGAAAGAUGGUGUACAUAGUGGUCAUGUUCAAAUGGGACUGCGCGAUCCAUUUUGUAUUGCAAAUGAGAUAGGAAAAUGCCAGGAUGGCUACACAAAGGAAGUAACUGGUGUAGAUGGAGCUGGUGUUCUUGUUGCUACAAAAGCAAAAGCAAAUCGAGAUACUAGUAGCUUGCUUGACCGAGAAUUUUUUGUAAGCUUUUUAGAUGUUCUAAACCUACCUCAGCAUACAGGGAGGUUCAACUUUACUACACAAUUUCCUUACUACAAGGAAGUUUUUUAUAAACCGGAUUUUGGAAGCAGAAAAUUGGGAAAAUCUGUUGUUUUUGACAUGGAUAUGAGUGCCGGAGAUUUUAUUUCUUUAAUAUAUCUCUUGAAAGCCCCAGUGGAAGUAAUCAACUUGAAGGGAAUAUUAGUUAGUGCAACUGGAUGGGCAAAUGCUGCUACAAUAGAUAUCAUCUAUGAUAUUCUACAUAUGAUGGGCCGCGAUGACAUUCCAGUUGGUAUUGGAGAUGUAUUUGCCUUAGGACAGCCAAACCCGUCUUUUUCUAUUGUUGGAGAUUGCAAGUACGUCAAGGCCAUUCCACAAGGUAGUGGUGGACAUUUGGAUGCUGACACUCUUUAUGGUUUUUCUCGUGAUUUGCCUCGAAGCCCUCGGAGGUACACAGCAGAAAAUUCAGUGAAAUAUGGAGCACCUAGGGACACUGAACACCCCGAACUAAGACAGCCAUUAGCACUAGAAGUUUGGCAAUCCAUUUCAAACUCGAUGGACCCAGGAUCCAAGAUUACUAUCUUGGCUAAUGGACCGCUGACUAAUUUAGCUCAGAUUAUUCUUUCAAAAGAAAAUUUGAGUUUAGUGGUAGAGAAUGUAUAUGUUGUUGGAGGCCACACCAGCUAUGGCACAAAGGACAGAGGAAACCUCUUCUCCGUUCCUUCUAACGAAUAUGCAGAAUUCAACAUGUUUCUUGAUCCUAUAGCUGCAAAAACUGUUCUGGAGUCGGAAUUAGAUAUAACACUAAUUCCUCUGAAUGCUCAACGCCAAGUUAGUUCAUAUCCCGAUAUCCUUAAAAGAUUGCAGCUCACAGAGAAGACACCUGAAGCCGUGUUUACAUAUCGUUUGCUGUCAAGGUUAUACCAUUUACAACAAAAGCAUCACAGAUACCACCACAUGGAUACAUUCUUGGGAGAAAUCCUUGGGGCAGUGAUUUUGGCUAGUGAUCAACAUCUAAAUCCAGCUUACCAAGUUAAGCCAGUCAAAGUCUUGGCAACAGGAAAUCUAUCAGAAGACGGACAAAUUGUCAUAGAUGAGAAACAUGGUAAGUUCGUGAAAGUAUUAGAGACCCUGAACGAACAACGAUAUUAUGGUGAGUUUGCUAAUCUAUUAGGUGAGAAAAUGCAAUCUGCUGUGAUCGGGAGCUUUCGUGAACAGAAAAAAAUGUGGAGUACUAGACCAGCAUACAAGUCGUACGUCAGUGAAUCUUCCGGAUGUGCUAUGGAUGUAUAAGAAAUGAUUGUUUUUCACAUACAACAAAUUCCUGUACAUAAUAGAGUGGAUGCAGCUUGUUGUUUUUCAUCCCCAAGCUUGAAUAUGUAAAGGUUGAUCAGACACAUAUAUGUCAGUCUUAAUCAGCUGAGCAUAAAUGUUGCAUUACUGAAUUGUAGGAAAGAACCCGUUUUUGCAAAGCCAUGUGUAAUUAUAUUAUUUUUAUGUAAUCAAGUUAUUUGGAUC